Molecule: messenger RNA, 599 nt
Organism: Raphanus sativus (radish)
Lineage: Eukaryota; Viridiplantae; Streptophyta; Magnoliopsida; Brassicales; Brassicaceae
Product: heavy metal-associated isoprenylated plant protein 41-like
Exons: 2
Coding region: 28-465 (145 amino acids)
Molecular function (GO): metal ion binding
Source: RefSeq, a predicted model, not a curated record
UUUAUUCAGCAAAGGAUAGUUCUGAAGAUGUACAUGGGCGAGAGUGAGAAAUCAAUCAAGAAAGCUAUGAAAAUUGCAUCUGGAGCAUCUGGUGUGAGAUCUGUCUCGAUCCAGGGACAGAACGAUCAGCUGGUUAUAGUGGGAGAAGGGAUUGAUACGGCGGAGCUAACUCGUGAACUCCGGAAGAAAGUUUGUCACACGACCAUUGUCACAGUUCAGGCCGCACCUCCGCCGUCGCCGUCGCCGCAGCAGCAGCAGAAGCAGCCAUCGCAGCCGCAUCUAAUAGAAUAUCACAAUGAGAUGGCUCCGGCGAGAAGAUGCAUAUGCGAGAUACCGAAUUCGGGGUACUGCGGAUUUUGUAGAUCUAUGCGUGAAACACCAUACCAGAUGGUACCUUCGCAGUAUCCACCUCCGGUGAUGUACGGUGGUUACCGUGAAGAUCCUGAUAAUUGCAGUAUCAUGUGAUGUGAGAAUCUUUCAACUCCGAGUGUUUUUUAUCUGAGUUCUACCUUUUUUUUUAAAGAACAAGUUGAAAAUUUUAAAUCAUGAUGCUGUAAUGAAAAAAAAACAGUGUAAUGUUUGAUGAUCGAAUUAUACUA